AUGCAGCUGAUACCAAAUCAAUGGAUUUUGCUUCAUGGAGUGGACAUGCCUCUCGAGUGCGAGCUGGAAAUGCCACACGGAACCUCAUGGACGGUCGGAGUGACUAUAGUGGGAAGAAGAUGCUACUUCGAACGAGGAUGGAAUGUUUUCGUCAAUCAGACCCGGAUAGAGAGAAGCGAUACCGUGGUCUUCACUUAUCACGGAAGAGGCAAAUUCAAGGUGAUGCGCUUUAGGACGAACGGAUUGAUGCCCAUGACUGAUAUACAUCUCGAACCAGAGUUCGCCGAGCAAGGCUAUCGGACCCCGGACUCUCAAAGUGAUGACAAUGAUGACUAUAAUUACUCGAACUAUAACGAUAGGCCUAUCUCAGCUCUACCAGCAUUUACUAUUGUACUACUUGCCUCCGACCUUGAGAGUGGACCGAUGCUACCGGUGAUAUGGUGGAAAACUAACAUCCGAGAUGAUAAUCUUAUUCAAACUGUCAAACUAAUUUCCUCGGACUCGGACCCUACUUAUGUGUACGUAUUGGCUGAAGAUGAAGUUGUGAAGGUGUGCAGGGGAUGGAGGUGGUUCGCAAGAUCAAAAAAUCUGCGCGUCGGAGAUUUAUGCAGGUUCGAGUUGAUUCCUGUACAAGAGACCACUCUACGGGUGUCAAUUAAUCGCUAG
Messenger RNA from Salvia hispanica, 666 nucleotides. RefSeq names its product putative B3 domain-containing protein Os03g0621600. Lineage: Eukaryota; Viridiplantae; Streptophyta; Magnoliopsida; Lamiales; Lamiaceae. Gene Ontology annotation, molecular function: DNA binding. The record is from RefSeq and is a predicted model, not a curated record.